Molecule: messenger RNA, 1935 nt
Organism: Drosophila takahashii
Lineage: Eukaryota; Metazoa; Arthropoda; Insecta; Diptera; Drosophilidae
Source: RefSeq, a predicted model, not a curated record
AUGAAAGUACCCGAAACAAAAAGUUCAGAUAUUUUAGAGGAAGAUUCUCAAUAUGACUUUGAUGAUUGGGAGAGCAUGAGGGAAAUGAAACGCAAAAAGCGAAAAGGAGAUCCUCGGGGUCGUUAUUUUGUCAGCAGUUCCAAGUGCAGUAUGCCCUUUGUGGAUCCUUUUUCCAGCGAGGCAUUAGCUAUUCUCCAGCCGGUGAAAUUCAAGACCUGCACCAAUGAAAGUGAUCUCUUUAUGCUGAAGUACGAUAUGAAAUUGCAGCAAUAUCGACUGCGUGUGAAUUCAGCUGUGUUAUCCGAAUUAUCACAUUCGAAAAACAAAAUCAGCUGCAAAUAUCGGGAGAUUGACGAUGGCAUUAAUGUGAAGGCAGAAGAGUUUGUUAAAAAAAGCUUCCAACAAUACGCGGUUUUAGGCAGGAAAUCAAGUGGCAUACUAGCGGAGUGCCAUGAAGAGGGAAAACCCUUACAGAUUGUACAACAGGAUGCAUUUCCUCUGGUGCAAAUACCCAACAAGACACCGAUUACUAGCUCCCAGCAGCAGAAUAAAAAACCCAGUAUCAUAAUGCUGGGACUGGAUAGUCUUUCACGAAUGAAUUUCAAGCGAACGAUGCCGAAAACUUCGGGAUUUCUAAAAGAUCUCGGAUUUUUGGAGAUGGAGGGUUACAACAAGGUGGGCGACACUUUGUUUUCCAAUCUCUGCGCUAUUUUUGCCGGUGCACAUUCCGAUACAAAGUGCCUGAAACGGUUCAACUCAAUAUGGAGGAUGUUCAAGGAAGCCGGCUAUACAACAGCAUUUGCUGAGGACAUCCUGCAUUCGUCCAUUCCUCUGGACAUUCUCACCGAUUAUCAACUUAAUUCCCUGCUAACAAUGGUUGCCGAAACAAUGAGUAAAUUCCAAAGAUUCGGCUUUGAAUACUGCCUGGGUAGACGUCUCAGUUUCUCGUAUUUGUACGACUUUUGCAUGCAGUUCGCGCAGCGAGUGAUCGAGGAGCUAAAUCAGCCGGCAUUCGGAUUGUUUUGGAGCUCUACUUUCACCCAUAAUUACCCACUGGGUUCCAUCAGUCUGGAUGAUAAGUUCAUGAAGUAUUUGGAGAUGAUGCGGAGGAAUCGGAUAUUCGAACCGUCCAUUGUGAUAGUGCUCAGUGAUCAGGGUCAAAAGGCAGGAAACCUGGUUGAGUUGCCCGAUUCUUUCCUCGAAGAACGUCUGCCCAUGCUACAUAUAUAUCUGCCGAAAUGGUUCCAAGAAACGUAUCCAAAGUUUGCCGAAAACCUGAAUAGAAACCGCAAUCGGCUGACUUCGCCAUUCGAUUUGCACAAUACCCUAAGACAUUUACUUCAGCUUAAUGCCUCCAGUCCCGAGGAACUACCAACUCCAAUAUCAUAUUUUCCCACCAGUCAGUCCCUGUUUCACCUGGUUCCCGAGAAUCGUAGUUGCGCGGAUGCCGGCAUUGGAAUGCAUUGGUGCACCUGCAACGAGUUUGUUCUCCUUCCGAACGAUGGUAGUUCCUACUAUUUGGCCAAAGUACUGGUGUACCACAUCAACCAAUGGAUGCUGAGGAAGAAGUUCAAUCGGUUCUGCCAGCAGAUACAUCUAUAUGAUCUCGAUUAUGUCGAAAGAAAGUUGAUAAUUGAUGAUAGCACCUACGGACAGGUCAAAACCUAUAGUCUGAGGAUACGCACCUAUCCACUUGACGGAGUUUUCGAGGCCACAAUACGCUAUAGUCGGGAUCUUAACGAUAUAGUUGAUUUUAAAAGUUCGGAUGUCAGCAGCAUGAUCAACUAUCACAAUCACUCGAUGUGUGUGGAUGAUAGAAGGGCCAAGAAGUUUUGCUUUUGUUAUCCAGAAAACUUGGAUGAUAACAUGAAGGAAUGGAGAACAUUAAAAGAGAAGAAGAAGUUUGGAUCACUCAAAAAAAGAAAUCCCCAAUAA